AUGGUCAAGGUCUGCGUCGCCGGAGGUACGUUUUUCGUCGUGCAGGUUGUCGGAGCGGGCAAGGUCUGCGUCGCCGCCGCCGAGGGAGAAGGUCAAGAGGUCUGUGAUGAGGGCGGCGUCCUCGUCGCCGGUAGGCCUGCGGCUUUCCCGGAUGCCGCGGAUGAAGCCCUGGAGAGGCCCGCUUCCGCGUCGUCGAGUCACGCCGGCGCCUGUCUUUGGGGACUUCCUCGCUGCAGCUACGGCACGUCGGCCGGCGGCGAUCGCGCCGGUGGAUCCUUCGUUGGGGUCUGCUACCUCCGUGGUGCUUGGGGCGUCUCCGACGCUGAGUCGCGUGGUGGUGGAGGCGACGCCGGCAGCUUCGCCUUCGGUGACGGCCGAGGAGCCGGUGGUGCGGCCGUUGAUCGCGGCGGGUCUCGAGCCGCGAUUCAAACCGGCGGAUGCGGCACUGGAGGCCUCCUCUAG
Molecule: messenger RNA, 462 nt
Organism: Lolium perenne
Lineage: Eukaryota; Viridiplantae; Streptophyta; Magnoliopsida; Poales; Poaceae
Source: RefSeq, a predicted model, not a curated record